AUGGAUUUAACAGCCAUAAAGUUUUUGGUAAGUAUAAUAUAUUUCCAGAUAGUAGGGGAAAAUAAAAAUUUUUUUCAACUUAAUCUCUCUUAACAGAUCUGUCGAGAUCAAAUCUCAUAAUAACUAUAGCUUUGUUUCCUUUUAACAUCUGGCAGUCAUCCAAAUCAGUAUUUGA
This is a messenger RNA of Paramecium pentaurelia, 175 nucleotides long. The record is from the annotation of a GenBank genome assembly. NCBI's taxonomy places the organism in Eukaryota, Ciliophora, Oligohymenophorea, Peniculida, Parameciidae.